AUGGGCUCCGUUGAAGUCCCAAAGAAGCAUAAAGCAUGCGUUUACGACAAGCCCGGAACGAUAUCCAUCAAAGUGGAGGAGAUCGACACGCCGGAGCCCGGGACUGGAGAGGUCUUGUGGCCUAUGCUCCCCUACCCAACCCAACCCGGCCAAAUUGGCGGCCACGAAGGCGUCGGCACCAUUGCUUCCUUCGGCCCCGGAAACGAUUCCUCCCCCCUCAAAAUAGGGGACCGCGUCGGGAUAAAAUGGGUGGCCUCCGCCUGCGGGAGUUGCCCCCCCUGUUUCGCCGGUGUCGACGCCAGCUGUACUUCCGGCAAAGUCAGCGGCUAUUACUACCCCGGAACAUUCCAGCAAUAUGCCCUCGCUCCGGCGCAUUACGUAACACCGAUUCCAGAGGGAGUAGCGAGUGAUUUGGCCGCGCCGAUGCUCUGUGGUGGCUUGACGGUAUAUAGCGCGUUGAAGAAAUGCCGGGCAGGGCCGGGAGAGUGGGUCGUUAUUGCUGGCGCUAGCGGAGGGUUGGGGCAUCUGGCUGUUCAGAUAGCCGCAAAGGGGAUGGGUUUCAGAGUCAUUGGAACUGACGUGGGUGAGAAAGAAAAAUUUGUCAAAGACUGUGGAGCCGAGUUCUUCCUCGACGUAAGCAAAUUCGAGAAAGGCGAGAAAGGCACGCAGGAUAUGGUCAAGCAGAUCCGAGACCUAGCCGGUGGAUUUGGCGCCGCCGCCGUACUGCUCUGCGCGGCCAGUAACGCCGCGUAUGCCCAAGCGCUCGACUUUCUGAGAUAUAACGGUACCCUGGUGUGUUUGGGCAUUCCGGAACAUGAUCCCCAACCCAUUGCGACUGCUUGCCCGGAUAAGUUGGUGUUGAAACAGCUGAGUAUUGUGGGCUCGGCGGUCGGGGGCAGGAAGGAGGCUAUUGAGACCUUGGAGAUGGCUGCUAGAGGGGUGGUCAAGACGCAUUUCCGGGUCGAGAAGAUGGAGGGGUUGGCCAAGGUCUUUGAAGAGAUGGAUGAGGGCAAGUUGAUGGGGAGAGUGGUUUUGGAUUUGAGCUGA
Messenger RNA from Endocarpon pusillum Z07020, 1047 nucleotides. Its product is annotated as Alcohol dehydrogenase 2. NCBI's taxonomy places the organism in Eukaryota, Fungi, Ascomycota, Eurotiomycetes, Verrucariales, Verrucariaceae. Bases 1 to 1047 code for a protein of 348 amino acids. The transcript has 2 exons. Gene Ontology annotation, molecular function: oxidoreductase activity. The record is from RefSeq and is a predicted model, not a curated record.